CCGUCGGCCAUUGACUAAAACAUCCAGAAGGAGUGGGGCCCAUGUCAUCUGAAGUAAUCCACACACAAAAUAAGAAACCCAAGUCCAUAUCAUAUCAUAUCAUAUCAUAUCAUCUUCAAGGAUACUUGUACUCUGCAAAUAAUUUCUUGCCAUCAUGAAUUUCUCACGGUGGUUGCUCAUGAUAGUCGUAAUAGUAGUAGAUGCAGUCAAUGGUGGACUAGGCCAUGAAGAUUGCACAGAAACAAGAUGUGGCCCGGGAGAACCAGCCAUCCGAUUCCCAUUUCGACUUAAAGGUAGGCAGCCAAUCCAUUGUGGCUUCCGGGGAUUUGAUGUUUCAUGCACCGACGACAACCAGACUAUACUCGAGAUGGCAUCAUCAACUAAGCUCCGUGUUUAUGAGAUUGACUACAGAUCUCAUGCAAUUACAGGACUUCCUUAUGAUGGUUGCUUGCCAAGGGAGUUGUUUAACAGUAAUGGUUCUUAUCCCUUUGAAUUCGUACGCCCCGCAACCUUAUUCAGUUGUCCACCGUCAACAGUAAGAGAUAAAUAUUGUUCCAGCAUGUAUGUUAGAGGUGAUCUGGCGAGAUUGAGCCCAUGCCAUGGCAACAAUUCUGGUAACCAUAAUUACGCUGUCCUUGGUGAUUAUUGUUACAUUGAUGAAAUGCCCCUAGUGUCUUGUAUUAAGGUGCAUGACUACACAUCAAAUCCUAAAUAUAUAUCUGAGAGAGGAAUAUUGCGUUGGUCCAUUCCAUCAUGUGAACAUUGCAAAGGUCGUAAUCUUAGAAAGACAAUUCUGAAGAUAUUAGGUAUUUUUGCACUUUGUUUAGUUCUAAUAGCGACAGGGACGACAGUCUACUAUGUCUACAACUCAAACAAAAAGGAAAAAGAAAAUCAGCUUAGAAUUGAAAGAUUUUUGGAUGAAUACAGAGCGAGGAAGCCAAGUAGAUAUUCCUAUGCUGAUAUUAAGAGGAUAACAAGUCAAUUCAAGGAAAAGUUGGGUCAAGGGGCCUAUGGAACGGUGUUCAAAGGAACUCUUUCCUCAGAGUUACUUGUUGCUGUGAAAAUGCUCAACAAUUCAAAUGAAAAUGGGGAAGAUUUCAUAAACGAAGUGGGGACAAUGUGUCAAGUCCACCAUGUCAAUGUGGUUCGCUUGGUUGGAAUUUGUGCCGACGGAUUUAUUCGUGCCCUUGUUUACGAAUACUUACCAAAUGGUUCUUUAUUGCUAGACCAAGAUUUCACUCCAAAAGUUUCUGAUUUCGGUUUAGCCAAGUUUUGUGCUAAGGAUCAAAGUGCAAUAUCGAUGACUACAGCCAGGGGGACCAUGGGCUACAUUGCACCCGAAAUCUUCUCAAGGAACUUCGGCAAUGUCUCCUAUAAGUCGGAUGUCUAUAGUUUUGGAAUAUUGUUGCUUGAAAUGGUUGGAGGCAGAAAAAACUUUAAAGUCAUGGAGGACUCCACUAGCCAAGUCUACUUCCCAGAAUGGAUCUAUAACCUUUUAGAGCAAGGCAACGACCUACGAAUCCAUAUCGGUGAUGACGAAGGAGAUGUAACAAUUGCUAGGAAACUUGCAAUUGUGGGUCUAUGGUGCAUCCAAUGGCAUCCAAUAGAUCGUCCUUCAAUGAAAGUUGUAGUUCAAAUGUUGGAAAGAGAAGGUGAGAAUCUCGCCAUGCCUCCUAAUCCUUUUGCCAGCACUUCGAGUUGAAGGAGAAUAUAAUGAACAGACCUCUAUGCUGAAGAAG
This is a messenger RNA of Prunus avium (sweet cherry), 1739 nucleotides long. NCBI's taxonomy places the organism in Eukaryota, Viridiplantae, Streptophyta, Magnoliopsida, Rosales, Rosaceae. The record is from RefSeq and is a predicted model, not a curated record.